UGUUGCUGCCGUGCCGGCCCGUGCCCCUACGAAUCGGGCCGGUAUGGACCCUGUGUUGCGCGCACGCCUUCAAAGGAUCGCCAACGUGGUGGACCCGUACGGUGACACGCCGUGCCAGACCACCUCGGCUCGAGAUGAGGAGCCGCCGUCAACGGCUUCCCGAGAUCUUGGCGACGAUAUGGGUUGGUGCACGUGCGGUCUAUGCGUGGCCAGUGCAAAUCCGGAGGAGAAUGUGUGCUGCAUGGAGCUUGAGGAAGUUUUUGCGAAAGGCAACGAGGACUACAUCACACGGCAUGCGUAUUUCCCGAGCAUUUGUCUUAAUCCUGGAGUCCUCGAGGCAGCUUACUACGCUUUUCAAGAGCUCGGUGUGCAAAUCGAAGGAGAAUUGCAUAAGAAGUACCGCUUCGUGGCCUACCGCCUGUUUACGAAGUGGAUCUGGAGGCGUCUUGGCAGGGGAAACAGAGUCGUGCUGCCUGCUUGUGUUGUCGCGCGCAUUCGACAAGAAUUUCCGUCUGCGGUUUACGGUUCCAUGCGGGACAUCGACCACCAAUCGAGAGGGAAGCGGCAGAAGCCGAAAGAGAAGCAGCAGAAGCCGAAAGAGAAACGGCAGAAGCCGAACGAGAAGCGGCAGAAGCCGAGGCAGAUAAACGAAAGCACGAGCUUGAAAUGA
Molecule: messenger RNA, 670 nt
Organism: Rhipicephalus sanguineus (brown dog tick)
Lineage: Eukaryota; Metazoa; Arthropoda; Arachnida; Ixodida; Ixodidae
Product: P2X purinoceptor 7-like
Exons: 5
Coding region: 44-670 (208 amino acids)
Source: RefSeq, a predicted model, not a curated record